AGGUAUGAGAAAUAAAAAUAAAAAAUAAAUUAUAGGUUUUUAAUUGAUUGACAACGGUGCACAAAUGACGCAUACAUAGUAUUAAUAAUUCGGUUGUCUGGUGUGGAGCAGUGGUUGGCUGCAGUAACUAGUGAGGCGUCGUCCAGAGUACUAUGUGGGGGUCAGACUAUCUGCAGAGUUUUCUAUGAAAAUUAGUGUGUUGCCUUAAUCCAUUUCACAUGAACAUUGAACGUGCAGCAGUGUACAACUCAAAUAAACAGCGAUAAGUCAACACAACUAUUCCUAACGCUCUUGUCUUCGUCUUUUACGUAAUGUUUUAUAAAAUAUAAAAACUAAAGAUAGAAUUUUAUAACAAUUUAUACUAUUUUUUUUUUUUUUUAUAGAAAACGAGGAUAACACAAUUUUCUUUUAAGUUUUAUAUGGGUAUUGCAUGAAUACAAUUCACGACGAUUUCAUUAUAAGUGUUGAGCGCGGAAAUAGUAAACUUGUCAACAGCCGACUGAAAUAAUAAUUGUCAUAUUAUUCCUUGCUUUCCAACAGUAUAUUGAUAAUAUAACGAUGGAUAUUCAAAAUAUGAAGAAUCAUAUUUUCAACAUUAAGUUGGCAAGACUCACAGGAUUGUAUCAGAUGUUGGAUCCUGACACCAUAAAAUGUCGGGGUCGAAAUAUCUAUCAUGUGGUUAUGUCGUGCGUUUUGCUAUACAUGUGUCUCAUCUCGAUGAUUUUGAUGAUCAGUGGAGUGUACUACUGGACGGUUAAUAUACCUAUAAGUAUUGAUUAUUUUUGGAAAUCUGUAAGCACGUUUUACACAAUCUACAAGACGUCGAUCAUCAUACGCCACUCAAACGACAUAUGGAAUUGUUUGUCGAUUACGCGGCUCGAUUUUACAACGUUCAGCAACCGGAACAGGCAAGUACUGGAUCGUUGGCGAGAACGAUUAUCGUGGUUAACGACCAUUUAUGCAAUCAUCUAUACCAUGUCGGUGGUCAGUUAUUUGGUAUUUACCUUGGUAUUCAAUGAAGGUAAAACACCAGUCAAAAACCACGACGGUUCGAUUGGUUAUUACCGCCAGAAUGUCAUGAAUUUCUAUUUAAUGGUGUCUGACGAAACGUAUAACGCACACUAUUAUAAGUUUUACUUCAUCGAGGCAUUAUUCGCUGCCUUUAUGGGAUUUUUUUUCUUUAUAUUCGAUUUUCUACUGGUUACACUGUGCUUUAGUAUGUGCUGUCAGAUGCGAAUCGUGUGCUCUGCGUUCGAAUCGGUCGGUCACAAAUCAGUUCGUGAUCCUCAAUCCCCAAUUGAUUACACGAAUGGAAAUACCAAGAUAACACUAAUGAACACGAUUUGAUAUGGGAUGAAUUAAGAACAAUUAUAAUGGAUCAUCAAGCAAUAAUGGAGAAAUAUAAGGAUUUUUUAUCUCUAUUUAGACGAGUGAUGUUGGCACACAUUUUCAUUUCGUCAUUAUCGGUCAUAGCGCUUUGGUUUACUUUCAUAAUGGUAAAAUUUACGCAAUACUUAGGUUACAAUAAUAUUGUUCUAUUAAUUUAAUAUGAUUUAUUGAACGUGUACCUAUAAUUAUUUAGAUGAAUGCUAUCAUAAUUGAUGUCUUAUGAUAUUUUUUAACAAUUUUAGCAAUUAUAGCUCUUCCACUGUAUGGUUUACAAGUUAUCAUACAGACAACAGUUAUUAGUUAAUGCUGUCAUGCAUAUUUUUAUUAUAAAUCUUAACUCAAAAUGAUAAAUGCACUUGUAUUACACGAGUAGUAGCACAGUACUACUCUGCGAAAAAAAAACCAAUCUUGCUGUAAAAUCAUACUUUUACAAUGGUAAUAUUGCCCACGCUUAGUGGAUAACACCUAUACUAUGUAGAAAAAAACUAUGUUUAAUCAUCCUUUUUGAUAAUGUUAAUACAAUAUUAAAUUAGGUUAGUAUUACAAAUUAGCGUUUCAAAUUAUCCACCGGCCAUUUUCAUAUAAAAUGUGUAUAAUAUAAAUUCGUUCAUGUACAGGUUUGCACAGUGUUUGUUAACUAAUAGUUAGGAAGUGAUAACUUAUUUGGAGUAAAAUGAUUUCAGAGUUUCUCCAACAAUGAUAGAUUUAAGACUUCAGAACUUAUAGUAAGAAAAAUGUUUUGCGCAAUUCCUACAAUAUUGUUUCAAAUAUUUAUGGUGUGUUAUAUGUUUGGAAAAUUACACGAACAAAAAGAUUCAAUAAUAUUCGCAUUGUACAGCAGUAAUUGGACCGAAAUGGAUAUGAAAUGUAAAAAAUUGUUAUUAUUGACAAUGAAAUUGAAUAAUGCUAACCAAAAAAAAUUAAAAUUUACUAGAACGAGAAUUGUAAACAUGGAAAUGUUUUUUAAAGUAAGUACUUAUAUAGUAAUUAUUUAAUAAGAAUUAUAAAAUUUUAAUCGAAGGCAUUUAUGGAACUAUUGUAUUCUGCAAACAUAAUCCCUAAAUUAUUAAUUUAAGAUUGUUUUAAUUUUAAAUAAAAUAAAAUAU
Molecule: messenger RNA, 2495 nt
Organism: Acyrthosiphon pisum (pea aphid)
Lineage: Eukaryota; Metazoa; Arthropoda; Insecta; Hemiptera; Aphididae
Exons: 4
Coding region: 559-1347 (262 amino acids)
Biological process (GO): sensory perception of smell
Cellular component (GO): membrane
Molecular function (GO): odorant binding; olfactory receptor activity
Source: RefSeq, a predicted model, not a curated record